Messenger RNA from Seriola aureovittata, 3194 nucleotides. RefSeq lists its product as uncharacterized. Lineage: Eukaryota; Metazoa; Chordata; Actinopteri; Carangiformes; Carangidae. The record is from RefSeq and is a predicted model, not a curated record. The coding region runs from base 222 to 1310 and encodes 362 amino acids. The transcript is spliced from 2 exons.
AAAAAAAAAAAAAGAGGGAGGGGAGGAAAAGAUUUUGAUCACAUGUGCACGAAGUCACUCUAAAAGUAUGCUGGUGGGGUAUUGCCCACAGAAAUAUAACAGCCCUUCACUGUGAGCGUUCGCGUCCAUGCAGCAAGCAUCAUUUUCCGAGCUUUGAGUCGAUACACGGCGUCUGGCUGGUGGAUACAAAACAGGACACGAGAGUGGGUGACGACAGCGAAAUGUCUAAUCAAAGUGUGGACUUGUUCAUCACUGAGAGGAGCACCUCACCUCCAUUUUCCAACAGUUCUACCAUCACAGACAGCAGCUUCACCAACACGGACACCUCCACUACCUCCUCCACCAUCUCCUCUGUGUUAGACGAAAUUGCAGCCAGCGACAUAACCUCCAGAGCAAACUAUGUCUACAGUUUCUUUGCAGGUCUGGGCUUCGUGGCCGGCUGCUUCCUGCUCUACAGCUUCAUCCAGACCUACAGAGCCCACAAACGGCUGGCUUGGCUCGAUGGUCUGCUCUGGGUUUUUUGUGGCUUGCAGCUGCUGCUCCUGCUCCUCUCUCUCCAUGCUGUGGCCUAUAGACCUCACUACCUGAAGACCACGGCUCUGGGCUGUGCUGUUCUCUCCUUCUUCAUUAAUACAGCCUCUCUGUGCGGCCUGUUGGUAUUAGUGCUCAUGGCUUAUGUGCUAACCCUUGAUCCGCCAUCCCACGCCCUGCUGAGGAAGCCUGGGGUCUGUGCAGGUCUGGUAAGCGUGACUUCUGUCCUGAUCGCUCUGCUGCUGGCUGGGAUUCGUGGACCCAGGGAGGGUCUGCAGGAAACGUGCAACUGUUACAUGGAUCCAACCAAAGCUGGUGUUUCGUAUGCAGUGGCUAAGCUAUGCCUGGCUUUUAUGAUUCCCUACGUCCUCCAAUUAGUACUUCUGAUUGGUGGCUGUGUCCGGCAGUGGAAAUCCAAAGGACGUUUCCUCUCCGGCUCUGAGGAGGGUCCCAUGUUCCUGACUGUCACCGUAGUCAUGUUUGUGUGCCUGCUGUUCUACAGUGUGGCGCUGGUGAGAGGGGCACAAAUACAGAGGGAGGUGGGGCUGAGCAAUCAUGAGCAAGCGUUUCUGAGCGUGGCAGAGUUUGUACUGUUCUCUGGGAGCAGUGCCAGCCUGCUGCUGGUGCUGGUCAUGCACAGGCCGUGUCGAGAAAGUCUCCACGGAGUGUUGAGGCAGCUGAGGGACUGCUGUCGAAGCCCAGGGCACACGCAGCCCAACAGAAACAUCAUUGCUCCACACAUCGAGAUCACAGACACCCUGCAGGACAUAGAGUCAUAGAGGACAAAAGGUCUCCAGUUUGAGGACAGAACUCUACUGAUGCAUCACAUCGAAGACUUCUGAGAUCUGAUGUAUUAGACAUUUUCUUAAUCUAAGCUUUAACAUGCAUGUUUUUCUCUUAAUUGACUAUGUAAAUGUUUUUAUAUACAUGCACUCAUGUUAAGUGUCUUCAGUGGCUGAAAGUUUGUAAAGCUAUUUUUCAAUUUUCAUUUUCUUGUUUUGUACAUUUGUAUUUUACAAAAAAUAAAUGUUUUGCUAAACAUCCUCAGAAUUGCACACCAUAUUUGCACAGUUCUUACUAUUGACAUUAGAACAAUGUUUACAUAGUUGUUAGUAAUCAAAAACUAUGAUUAAGACAAUUGACCACAACAACAACAAUUAACCUCUUCUUAAAAAACAGACUCCAUUUGCAUCAACAUGAUGUGCACAAAAGCCCAUUUAGUCAAAAUGGGAAAACCUCUGCAAUUCCCAGAAUACCACAUAGGAAACACGCAGUCUUGGAAAAUGAAAGUCAGAUGCUGAGUUUUGGCCAGGGGUGUCAAUACUCUUCAUGUAAUUAAAAAAAAAAAAUCUGUUUAAGAGCAAACAAAACAGACAAGCCGUACUCUAUGAACUUUCCAGCUCUUUUCAAGGAAUUGAUGGGCACCAGUUCUGGGAAUAACUGACCUGCAUGGAUCAUAUGUUGCAUCAGUGCCAGCAAAGAGUGGCACAAAACCAGGGACCAGUAGGAAAAUUUAUACAUGAGCGAGGUUGCAUAAGUUGACGUCAUGUGAAAUGUCAGACCUAAUUCACACUGAGGAAAAUCACAGUAGGAAUACUUCAAAUAUAUAUUACUCCUUAUAAGAAAAUCACAAAAUCCUUAAAUCCAAAAUGCAAUGCCUCACAACACUGAUAUGGGAAAUGAUCUACAGUCUCAAACAGGUGCCUGUCAGCUACAAAAACUGUCUUUUUGCAUUUUAAGGAGCCCGAGGCAAGAGCCAAUGAUGUAAAACUAUCCCUCCCUGCCCUUCAUCUUGUUUUGUGUAAAUAUGCCAUUAGUCCCUCUUUGCUAAAAGUCCCCUGAAGCCCAUAUUUAUAUAUUUUAACAUUAUACGAUCACAGUCGCGUUCACACUUCAUGGUGAGUGUUGACCAAGUUAGAUGACCCAAUUAUUUAUGCAAUAAAAUACAUCCAUAUAAGAACACAUAGGGGAUGCUGAACAUGACUAGUUAAAGUUUUGUUAAAGAACUAAAGUGAAGCUGUUAUGAAAAAAAUUAUUUUCAUGUUGGAUUAACAAGAUACGGCUUGUGUGCGCGUGUGUGUCUGUAUUGUGUGUUUGUGUUUCUUGCUGUAAGUGGUGGGUGGCACCACAACACUGCUCUGGAUUUACUUUGACAUCAGCUUUCAUGGUCACCACCGAAGGACAGUGAGACUGCGUGCCGUGCAAGGAAACAUAGGUGAGUUUAAGCUUCUUUAUAUUAAUGUCCAAAGUGUGCAUCACAAAUUAGUUUAUGCCGAAUCUAACUGACUCAUAGUGUCUUAUAGUUUUUAAAUUAAAAGCAUUGUUUCUGUCACGUGUAGCAUAGAUUUGACCAACAUUAUUUUAAGGCAAAUGUAGUGAAACAGCUAUUACAAUUUCAAGCAGUUCUUAGGCAUGUUUAGCUCUGUAUUAGAUUGUAAACAGUAAAGAGAUGUCAGGAAACAAGAGACAGAAGAAAAAAAUCGGGUACACUGCAGUUUAAGGUCAGCACUUUAAACCUGCAGAUGACCAUGGCAUACCAGUAUUAAAAUUUUAUAUCCUCAUAAUGAAUUAAAAUGAUCCUAAAAACAAUGCUACACAGCUCAAAAUGGAUGUCUUCACUUUACAACAUUUUGAAAUCAUUUUCAAAACUGCAGCAAACCAGC